UCAUAAACGAGUUUGUGAAUGAGAAGAGCGAGUGUACGAUAAUGUUUCGUUAUGAGAUUGAGAAGACGAUUGCUAGGAUCUGGUUGGAACCUUCUAGAAGAAGUUCGAAACGGUAAAAUCGAUGGAUCUUUGUGGUGUUAACGUGAAGAACCUUUUCCACACAAAUUCAUUUUGCUACAGACCAAUUUCGUCCUCCACCAAAUCUCGGAUUUCUUCAUCCUCUACAGUUUUUGAGAUCACAAGAGUUUUGAGGCACACAAACUCCUCACAGUAUCGCUCAUUUGUUGUCACUGCUUCCAAAAACAAGAAUAAUCAUAACAACAACUCUUCCUCUGAUAAUGGUGAACAGUCUAUUCCAGAAGGAGAUGGUAUUAAAGGCAAAAAGAAUGGUGAUAAAUCAAAUGACAACUCCGAGAAGAGUCAUCAUAUUAAACUGGAUUGGCGUGAAUUCAGAGCAAAACUAUAUAGAGAUGAGCAGAAAGAAAUAGCAGAUACUGACACACACAAACAAGGUGGGACAUUACACAAUUCUAAACCUCUUGGAACAAAGUGGGCUCAUCCUAUUCAUGUGCCCGAGACUGGCUGUGUACUUGUGGCUACUGAAAAGCUUGACGGUGUUCACACCUUUGAAAGAACUGUUGUUCUCCUUCUCAGAACUGGAACUAGACACCCACAAGAAGGGCCUUUCGGAAUUGUCAUCAACCGUCCUCAUCACAAAAAGAUUAAGCACAUGAAACCUAGAAAUCAUGGUUUAUUAACCACCUUCUCUGACUGUUAUCUACAUUUUGGUGGACCUCUUGAGGCAAUAAUGUUUUUGCUAAAAUCAGGGGAUAAUUUGAAACUUCCAGGAUUUGAACAGGUAGUCCCUGGGCUGUGUUUUGGAGCUCGAAACAGUUUGGAUGAUGCAGCAGGGCUGGUGAAGAAGGGGAUUCUGAAGCCUCAUAAUUUCAGUUUCUUUGUGGGUUAUGCUGGAUGGCAAAUGGAUCAGUUGAUAGAUGAGAUUGAGUCAGAUUAUUGGUAUGUAGCUGCAUGUAGCUCAAGUUUGCUAUGUGGGGCUUUGUCAGAUUCUUCUGAAGGUUUGUGGGAGGAGAUUUUGCAGCUGAUGGGUGGCCAAUACUCAGAAUUGAGCCAGAAGCCAAAGCAAGACCCAUAGCCUAGGAGGUAAAAUGGCGGUGUUACGAAUCUAUGUGCAGUGGAAGUUCGCAUUUAUGUCAGUCAAAUAAAAGGAGGAAUGAUACUUUUUGUAAGUAUGCUUGAUUGAUAGUAGUAGUUGCAUGUAAGUAUGAGAUUAGUUUUGCAUUAGUCGUAGUUGUAUCCAAAGAACAAACACAACAAAUGUCUGCAGUGAAAAAAACCCAACAAUAACCGGUAAUCUUGUCAUUUUGCAGAGAAUUACUAGCUUUAGUUUGUUUAUGCAACUUGAUAAACAUGUAUUGUGUUUAGUACGAAUGAAUGAAAAUUGUAAAGUCACUUCA
Cicer arietinum (chickpea) is the source of this 1475-nucleotide messenger RNA. RefSeq lists its product as uncharacterized. The record is from RefSeq and is a predicted model, not a curated record. NCBI's taxonomy places the organism in Eukaryota, Viridiplantae, Streptophyta, Magnoliopsida, Fabales, Fabaceae.